AGUGUAUAUUUGGUUGCAAACACUUUCCUGUGUUACCUGAUUUUUAUGUUUUAGCUUGAUUUUAAAAUGAAUCAUUUAAAAAGUUUCAAUCGUUACCUAACUCUUUUAAAGUACAACUGCUUGCAUAAAAGCAAGUGUUCAUCAGUGAUACAAUAUGCACAGACUACGAAUUAUUCAAAAUCAGCGAACGAUGACAAAUCUAACCUUCAAUUGGGUGAUAUGAGCUCCAAAUAUAAACCAUUUAAGGAGGAAGAAUCUGAUUUAAUAUUGGAUGUUUUUGAAGAAAGAGAAAGAUUUAAAUAUCAUAAGGAUCUGCUUGAUGAGCAUGAUAUGCCUGAAGAAGACGAUAUAUACAAAGGCAUUAAUUUGCAAAGGGGUAUAACUGGAGUUUAUGAUAUUGAUGAUUUGGUGGAGUUACUGAAACGGGAAAACGCUGUAGAUAUAUUCGUCGCGUAUGUGCCACCCGAUCACAACUAUGUUGAUUAUAUAGUUGUGGUGACUGGUAAAUCAAAAAAGCACAUGCUAGCAAUUACACAAUUUGUCCGUAAAGUUUAUAAACAAAAAAGGAAUGAAAGCGAUGAUAUACCAAAGGUAGAAGGAGAAAACUCAAAUGAAUGGAUGGCCAUGGAUUUGGGAAAUAUUGCUCUACACGUGUUUUCACCUGAUGCUAGAGAAUACUACGACUUGGAUUCAUUAUGGGCAGUUGGGCCGGAAUAUGACAAGGAAUUCAACAAGAAAGAUGAUAUUGUCGACAUGCUAGAGAAGCACUCGAUGUUUUUGAAAGAUCUACAUCCUGCAACAUGAGAAAACCGAAAAUAAGUUAUUCUAAGGUGUAAGAAUUGUGUGUAAAGAUUAUACAAUCACUAAUUAAGUGCAUUUGCUUAUAGUGUUACAACUGUGAUCUAAAUCUAGAUGAUAAUUUAUUAGUAUAAUUUAUUACUUCUAAUGAAUCACAUUUAGAUUGAACUUAAUGUUUCACACUUUAAUACUUUUGCUUUAGAGAAAUUGUUCAAAUAAAUUCACAUUAAUCAACUGUAGCAAAA
This is a messenger RNA of Dalotia coriaria, 1043 nucleotides long. RefSeq names its product ribosomal silencing factor RsfS-like protein, 312 (gene RsfS312). Bases 67 to 804 code for a protein of 245 amino acids. Gene Ontology annotation, biological process: negative regulation of ribosome biogenesis; negative regulation of translation. The transcript is spliced from 2 exons. NCBI's taxonomy places the organism in Eukaryota, Metazoa, Arthropoda, Insecta, Coleoptera, Staphylinidae. The record is from RefSeq and is a predicted model, not a curated record. Gene Ontology annotation, molecular function: ribosomal large subunit binding. Gene Ontology annotation, cellular component: mitochondrion.